This is a messenger RNA of Gasterosteus aculeatus aculeatus (three-spined stickleback), 1254 nucleotides long. Its product is annotated as phospholipase A2 inhibitor and Ly6/PLAUR domain-containing protein-like. The record is from RefSeq and is a predicted model, not a curated record. NCBI's taxonomy places the organism in Eukaryota, Metazoa, Chordata, Actinopteri, Perciformes, Gasterosteidae.
CUUUGAAUUGCUUUGUUUUUUGAAUGUGCUAUACAAGUAAUAUUGCCUUUACUUGCCUUCACUUUCAAAGCAGAUGCAACGCAUUUUUCAUUUUAAUUCUAGCUUUUCCUUGGUGGGCAGGCGUGGCGCCGCUCCCCUUGUUCAGUGGUAAAGGGAAAACCUGCAAAGGAGUGGUCUGAGGACGAGUACCACCCCUUUCCAAAAGAACUACUUAUAACCUUUACAAAUCCUACUUGAGACUUGUUCUACCGUGCCAUCACAAAAUGCAUCUCCUUACACUCAUCCUGGGGAUUGUCCUUCUCUCUAAAGCCAACACCUUGAAAUGUUAUGAGUGUGUAGCGGGAAGCUCAGGAAACUGCACAGACUCAAAAGAAUGUCCUUCGCCAGGUCACCAGUGUGGCGCACUCACUUUAACUUCAUAUGCAGGUGGUUCAAAUGUGAAUGAAGUCUCAUCAAAAAGCUGUGCUUUGGCUGAAGAAUGCAUGGAGGCCUCACUCAACUUUGGAAUCAGUAAAGUCGUGAUCAACAGCAAAUGUUGCCACUCCGAACUCUGCAACAACCAAUUUGCGCCUGUUCCCAGCAAAUCCACUCCAAAUGGUAAAAAGUGCUUCCAAUGCAAAGGACAAGAUUGCACUGCAACUCUAAACUGUGAUGGGACCGAGGACCAGUGCAUCUCAGCCACAGUCAAUGCCGGAGGUGGAUUGAUUAGCAUGAAGGGCUGUGCCUCCAAGCUGAUGUGCUUAUCUGGAACUCAAAGAAUGUCAGGAGUCGUCGGAGCAGAAAUAAGCUGCUGUCAGGGAAACUACUGCAACAGCGCCAGCAGCACAAGUGCUGGCCUCGUGCUGCUGUGGACAGCAGUGGUCUCUUUGGUCGUGAUCUCUUAAAUGGUUGAAACGGCAACAUGAGCCCAAGCUUUUCUCGCUGGCCUUGCAAGGCCUCGUAUAUAGUGCUCACACCCCUCCUCAUCCUUUCACCUGAUGAGCGAGGAAGUUUAGCAGGCAAAGCAUUGAUGUGUAAGUUAAUAAAGUUGGGAAAUCCGUUUGUCUCUUACAUCCUCUAGUUUCUAACCAGCUUCUUGUUCUUUUUUUCAUGUUGCUUCAACAAUUUAGACUGCCUGCCAUGAAACGGCCAUUUCUAGGAGGCAAAUGCAUAUGAAUGCUAUAUUGUUAACCUGAAACCAAUUUUAAAAUUGCAAUUGUCAAGAACAUUUUGAUGUAAUUAAAAAAAGCCUAAUAAAUAUAUUUCUCAAACGUC